Messenger RNA from Acanthochromis polyacanthus (spiny chromis), 1000 nucleotides. RefSeq names its product dickkopf WNT signaling pathway inhibitor 3b (gene dkk3b). Lineage: Eukaryota; Metazoa; Chordata; Actinopteri; Pomacentridae. Bases 67 to 876 code for a protein of 269 amino acids. The record is from RefSeq and is a predicted model, not a curated record. The transcript is spliced from 7 exons. Gene Ontology annotation, molecular function: receptor antagonist activity; co-receptor binding. Gene Ontology annotation, biological process: multicellular organism development; negative regulation of canonical Wnt signaling pathway. Gene Ontology annotation, cellular component: extracellular region.
GCUGUGCUCCCUCUGUGCGUCACCACGCCGCUCUGCAGACUCUCCGACGGAGGAGCAGGAGGAAAGAUGUCCGGGAUCCCGCUGCUGCUGUCGGUCAUCCUGAGCUGGAGCCUCCGGAGCGGGGCCCUGAUCCUGCGGGACUCCCUGGACCGGGACUCCUUGGAGCGGGGUCCGGUCAGCCUGAACGACAUGUUCCGGGAGGUGGAGGAGCUGAUGGAGGACACGCAGCACAUUCUGGACGAGGCGGUGGAGCAGAUAACAACCGAGAGCGCAAAGUCUUCUUCAUCCUCGCUGGAUCUGCGUCCAAACUUCCACAACCAAAGCAGGAAGGUGAUAAAAGACGGAAACAGAACGGUUCAGGUUCUGGACAGAACCGACCAGGAAACUAACAACCGAACAGGAGAGACUCAUCUUUCUCACAUCCACAUGGAGCUUUCUGGACAGUGGAACAGCGUCAAUCAUGACUGUAUGGUGGACGAGGACUGUGGUGACCUGAAAUACUGCCUGUAUGAAAUUGAGAGCUCCAAGUGUCUCCCCUGUAUACCGACAGACAUGCCGUGCACGAAGGACGAGGAGUGUUGUUCAGACCAGUUGUGUGUCUGGGGUCAGUGUACCGUCAACGCAACCAGAGGAACCGAAGGAACCAUCUGUCAGAGCCAGAGAGACUGCAGGACGGAGCUCUGCUGCGCCUUCCAGAGAGAACUUCUGUUUCCUGUCUGCAACCCCAAACCAGGUCGAGGUGAGUCGUGUCUGAACCAUCCUAACCUGCUGAUGGACAUGCUGGCCUGGAACCAGGACCAACCUGGAGACCACUGCCCCUGUUCAGAGGGUCUGCAGUGUCAGCCGCACGGUCGGGGCUCAGUGUGUGCGGAGUGAGGAUCAAUAACUCCAGAGAUCAAUGAGCUGCUGAUUGAUCGGCUCCUCAAAGAACUGAACUGUUUAUUUAUGCUUUAAUACCGACAUGUACCAGACAGGAAAUAAAGGUUUAGAUCUGAACCAA